UAACUUUAGGUAUAAAAUAAGCACGUCUGACGUGGUGAAGGACCUGAGAAUCUUCCCAAUUUGGUACAAUUAUUUUCGAAGGAUUGAAGUGAGCAGUGGAUCUAACGCCUGUCACAUCCUGUCACUUGGGUAUACAAGGUAUAGGGUAUGAGGUACGAUAUGCACCUCGUAAAAGUAGGACCAAACAUUCAUUGGCAUCCCUUCUAAUUCCCGCCCUUACUUUACCUUUCAUCGAGCGGUAUCCUGGGAUUUCGUUUAUUUUACUCGUCUAUUCUUUUCAUCGGCAACCCAUACUCUAUUUUAUUUUUCCUUCUUCCAUGAAUAUUUAGAAAUUUACUAUCUGUUCCUGAUUUGAUGCUGCCCUUUCGCUUAAGCCACCUCCGAUGCUCGAUGUAAGGCCCCGGUCCACAGAGACUUCACGGCCGUUUGCCUUCCUAGCGCGCGUUGUCUUAGAGUAGAUCAUGUCGGAAUUCCGCUACUCGACUGACAAUUUCGAUGAGCCGGAACCUAUAUCCAACAAGCCAAAGACGAUCUGGGGAGUCGUCAUAUCAUGUAUGAUACUGUCGUGGAUAUGUGUUUGCCUUCGAUUGUACGUACGGUUCAGGAUCGUCCACGCCCCAGGCUGGGAUGAUUUAUGCGUAGGACUUUACCUACUCACGAUCACUGCUGGAUCAAUAGCAGUAUGCUUUGCAGUCACGUACGGGCUUGGCAAGCACUUUUUACAACUUGAGCCGUGGCAGUCCAAGGGUUUCUUACAAACAUUUUACGUCGCAAACGCAACAUACGUAACAUCAACAGCAUUGAUCAAAGAGGCUCUUCUACUGCAAUACCUACGCAUUUUCGAUCAAGGAGUAUUCAUUCGCCGGUUUAUUAUUGCGCUGGUCGUUUUUACGGCGCUCUGGGGGUUUGCAUAUUCCUUUUUAGCUUGGGUUCCAUGCGUGCCUGUCCACGACUUUUGGACCAAAGGAGGUGGCCCAACUUGUUAUGGAUACGGUUCACAAUACGCUAGACCGUUUGCUGCUACAUUUGAGAGCCACGCUGCUAUCAAUAUGGUCCUCGAUAUUGUGGUUCUUAUAAUACCCUUGCCAUUAGUUUUUAAGGAUGGUUCGACGGCGAAUACGCGUGUGCGGUUAGCUGCGUUGUUUUCUAUGGGCGUCUUCGUGCUUGUCUUUGCGAUUUGGCGGCUGGUAACUCUUGUCGAGCAUAGGGUAGCGACAAUCCCAACAAGAGAUCCAACGUGGUAUGGUCCCAUUACCAUCGUUCUGGCCGUCUUAGAAGUUGAUGCCGCGAGCGUCUGUGCAAGUGUCCCUAUUUUCUGGCCUGUGCUUAGGAACUUAGACUGGGGCAAGAUCUUCGUGACGCAAGAAGUAGAUAUCACGAGGGAGACGCGGUACAUGGAAGAUGACGAAGAUCGUUUAACGCACGGGACCACGCAUAGCAGAACAGGCAGCGAGACGGACUUGGGGGCUGGUAGCGGAAGAGGAUCGAGGAAUAAGGAGACGUAUUAUCAAGAUUCGUACGUUUUAAGCCAGGUGGACCCUUUCCGACCAUCGAUUGAGCGCGUACAUGCGAGUGCGAGGAGUGAUAUAGCGAAGCAAGGUUCGAGAAAAUGGAUGAAAUUAUGAGAUAUGGUUGGUCACAUGUUUAAUAAAAUCAUUGGCUACGCGUCUCUUUGAUUCUUUUUGCAGUGUUGUCCUUCUCUUUCU
This is a messenger RNA of Daldinia loculata, 1706 nucleotides long. RefSeq lists its product as uncharacterized. The transcript is spliced from 4 exons. The record is from RefSeq and is a predicted model, not a curated record. Bases 462 to 1625 code for a protein of 387 amino acids. Lineage: Eukaryota; Fungi; Ascomycota; Sordariomycetes; Xylariales; Hypoxylaceae.